AUGCUGCCCAAAGUGUUGACCAAAGUGCUGACCAAUGCCAUGACCAACGUGCUGACCAAUGUGCUGACCAAAGUGCUGACCAAUGCCAUGACCAACGUGCUGACCAAUGUGCUGACCAAAGUGCUGACCAAAGUGCUGACCAACGUGUUGACCAACGUGCUGACCAAUGCCAUGACCAACGUGCUGACCAACGUGCUGACCAAUGCCAUGACCAAAAUGCUGCCCAAAGUGCUGCCCAAUGUGGUGACCAAUGCCAUGACCAAAGUGGUGACCAAUGUGCUGACCAACCACCUGACCAAUGCCACGACCAAAGUGGUGACCAAUGCCAUGACCAGAGUGGUGACCAAUGUGCUGACCAAGGUGGUGACCAAGUUGAUGGGCACGGCAGCGAUGACAUGGGCACGGCAGCGAUGA
Babesia bigemina is the source of this 414-nucleotide messenger RNA. RefSeq lists its product as hypothetical. The record is from RefSeq and is a predicted model, not a curated record. NCBI's taxonomy places the organism in Eukaryota, Apicomplexa, Aconoidasida, Piroplasmida, Babesiidae. The transcript has a single exon. The coding region runs from base 1 to 414 and encodes 137 amino acids.